UCAGAAGCACAGGCACAAUGUUCGCGCGUUUGACAUUUUGACGUUUCGUUUGGCGGGAAUUUGCAUUUACAUGUUUUAAGUCACGCGAGGCACAAAUAAACCAUAUUAUACAGCCAACUGUUAAAGUUAACUUUUUAUUAGGCAGACGAAAAGUUAAAGUGAUGUCAAAGGAAACGAGUUGAAGAUUGUCAUAGUUAUUGCCUAGGCAAUAACUUGGAUUUUAAUUUUACAGUAAUUUAAGGUCAGCACAAUAGAAGAGUACGGCGUGUACACGAUGCUGCCAGCGCAGCAGCUGGCCCCCAUCAGCCCGUGGCCCCCCGACACCAACCUGCUGGACCGCAUGGAUGACCUCGCACACAAAGGUAAAGGUCACAGCGGUGUUAACCAGCUCGGCGGGGUGUUUGUAGGAGGGCGGCCGCUGCCGGACUCCACGCGGCAGAAGAUCGUGGAGCUGGCGCACUCGGGGGCCAGGCCGUGCGACAUCAGCCGGAUACUCCAGGUCUCCAACGGCUGCGUCUCCAAAAUACUCGGCAGGUAUUACGAAACGGGGUCUAUUAGGCCUCGAGCUAUCGGCGGCUCCAAGCCUCGAGUGGCAACAGCAGAGGUGGUCAGCAAAAUAGCACAGUACAAACGCGAGUGCCCCUCUAUCUUCGCUUGGGAGAUCAGGGAUCGCCUGUUGAGCGAAGGAGUCUGCACCUCUGAUAAUAUUCCUAGCGUAUCAUCAAUAAACCGAGUGCUUCGGAACCUGGCAGCCCAGAAAGAGAAGUCGAGCAACCAACAACCUACCACCGACUGCUCGACGCCCGUGUAUGAACGGCUUCGGCUCCUGGGAACACCAGGGUCUGCGCCCACGUGGCCGAGAGCGCCCUGGCCAGCGCAGAUAGAUACAAGAACACCACCGUACCAACUACAUAGCCUCAGCCCUGGACCUCAGGCUAUUUCGUGCAACGGGGGUGAUAUGACAGCUAUGAAAAAAGGUGACGAACCUCUAGAGGGACUGGAAGGUUUACAUUCGGACGAGACUGGUUCCGGCGACAAUUCUAACGCGGGCUCUAGUGGCGCUGACGACGACGCCGCAAGGCUGAGGCUCAAACGGAAACUGCAGCGCAACCGGACCAGCUUCACCAACGAACAGAUCGACAGUUUGGAACGAGAAUUUGAAAGAACUCACUACCCUGACGUGUUCGCUCGAGAGAGGCUUGCAGCGAAAAUUGGACUACCAGAAGCUAGAAUACAGGUGUGGUUCUCGAAUCGGCGCGCGAAGUGGCGGCGCGAGGAGAAGAUCCGGUCGCAGCGGCGCAGCCCGGAGUGUGCGUACGCGCCGCCCGCGCCUCCCCACCCGCCGCCGCCCGCACACCCGCCUCACAACCCCCAUCAGCCCUACCAGCCGCCGCUUAACGUCGACGCAUACAGUCCGCUUACACCUAUGGGAUACGGCGGUGGUAUGGUGUCGGAGGCCCCAGUAUGCGAGAGCACGGAUUCUGAACUAUGUAAAGGAGGAUUUUUGGGAUACCCUCGCUACGAGCUGGGGUACAGACAACCCCCACAUCCCUAUGUUAAUCACCAUGGUUACCAGCAUGAAGCAUCAUCACCGCCUCCAGAACUUGGCGGUUUACUUGGCGCCGGUGUGUCGGUACCGCUGGCUGUGCCCGGCCAAGACUCGCAGCAGUACUGGUCGCGGCUGCAGUGACCCUGGUGGAACUAACUUGGUUUUUACACUCGCACCCAUUAUAAAAUAUAUCAACAUCAACAGAAUUGUCCAAAGUUUUUCUGGUAAAAUUAUAAAAUAAUUAUUACUGGAUUGUAAUUUUUAAUAUGUCAGUAUUGUUUUAAUCAAGCGUUGAAAUAAAUAUGAUGAUAUAAGAUCUACACCUACCUACUUGCGUUAAAAUAAACUCCACA
Achroia grisella is the source of this 1902-nucleotide messenger RNA. Its product is annotated as paired box protein Pax-6-like. Gene Ontology annotation, biological process: regulation of transcription by RNA polymerase II; anatomical structure development. Lineage: Eukaryota; Metazoa; Arthropoda; Insecta; Lepidoptera; Pyralidae. Gene Ontology annotation, molecular function: RNA polymerase II cis-regulatory region sequence-specific DNA binding; DNA-binding transcription factor activity, RNA polymerase II-specific. Bases 275 to 1690 code for a protein of 471 amino acids. The transcript has 10 exons. The record is from RefSeq and is a predicted model, not a curated record.